Molecule: messenger RNA, 1901 nt
Organism: Paramacrobiotus metropolitanus
Lineage: Eukaryota; Metazoa; Tardigrada; Eutardigrada; Parachela; Macrobiotidae
Product: serine protease 30-like
Exons: 11
Coding region: 170-1642 (490 amino acids)
Biological process (GO): proteolysis
Molecular function (GO): serine-type endopeptidase activity
Source: RefSeq, a predicted model, not a curated record
UUUUUUCCUGCGUUCUGGCUUAUCAUGUCUACCGCGCCUGUAAUUAAUCAUAUGGCAGCGACGCCGUCGAAUGCACGGUAUAAUUGGUGCUGUUGAUGUUGUUUUUUCCUCCAGCAGCCCUUACGGGAAUAGGGUGACCUAAAGGUCACGCGGCUUAUUGUUGCCUAAUAUGGACGAUUUACGGAGGAAAUGGAUUGUUGUUUAUUGUGCGAUUUUUGCCGGUUGGCUCAAUUGUGUAUUUGCUCAAACUUGCGGCGGAUUUCUGGCGAAUGCGGGAAUGUUCUGGUAUCCGCAGAAUUAUCCCGGAAAUUAUCCCGAUUAUGCCGAAUGCCGGUGGACAAUAACCGUUCCGCCGGGCAAUGUGGUACAAAUUCAGUUUACGGAGCCGUAUGGAAUUCCCGGUCGGGACUUCUUAGCCGUCGUGGAUGGACAGUAUGCUAACCAGCUGGGUCCGGCCUGUAGUCUCAAGGAUUACUUCGCACUCGGUCCACAGGGCCAAGCUUUUAUUCUUAUCCGCGCCGACAAAGCCGACUUCAACAUCUUCACUUCCACCACCAACAGCCUCAUCGCCGUCUUCUGCGCCCAGGGCCAGCGCGGCUCCCACAUCCCCCGCAAGGGCUUCCGCGCCCAGUUCUUCCCGGUGGCGUCCGGUUUCGCGCCGACACCUUCACCGUUCUUUCCCACCACCGUCCCGCCCUUCUUCCCCUGGACGCCGCCGCCACCCCAGCCCGUGACCUUUCCCACGGCGCCCCCGGUGACCACCGCCUUCCCGUGGACGGUGGCGCCGCCGCCUUCCGCCGAUUGCGGGGUGCCGGUGGUGCAGCCCGGACAGGCCCGCAUUAUCGGCGGUCAUCCGGCCACGCUGGGCUCCUGGCCGUAUAUGGUGGCGCUGGUCGAUGCACGCUACAAUGGUCAAUUUUGUGGCGGUGUCCUUUUAGACCAGAACUGGGUUUUAACGGCAGCGCAUUGCACUGUUGAUAAGCCGGCGCAGAACCUGUUGCUGCGCGUGGGAGCCACCGACUUCAACGCGUCCGUCGGGGAUCCGGCACGCGGCACGGACUAUCGAGCGGCAUUCUCCAUCGUCAAUCCCAAUUUCAACAGCCAGAGUUUCAGUAACGAUAUCGCACUGAUUCGGCUAUCCACGCCGGUGACCUUUAGCACUUUCGUUAAACCCAUCUGCAUGCCGACGGAAGCGCCUUCACCAGGGACCGUUUGCUACAUUGCUGGAUAUGGUUUGACAACGCCGAUGCAGCGCAAAAAACGUCAAGUGAGUGUUACGGCCAGUGGGUCCAGCCGAUUGAUGGAAACGGAUGUUCCGUUGGUGCCGCAGUCCACCUGUCAGACAUUCUUCAACCAAGCCUUUCCCGGACUGAUUACGCUGACAAACAGCCAUGUUUGUGCCGGGAGCAUCUAUCCGGUGUCACACGAUAGCUGCAACGGCGAUUCAGGUGGUCCGUUAAUCUGUCGGCGCCAGAACCAUUUCGAGAUCGUUGGACUAACAUCCUUCGGUGUAGGCUGCGGACGAAGUGAUGUUUUCGGAGCAUACACGAACGUGUGGCAGAUGAUGUCGUGGGUGAAUUCCGUACGCGGUGUACAGUCGACCGAUCAGUCAAAUUCUCCGGUCGUGAUCAGAUUUGGCUAAAUAAUGUAAACCAUUCUAUGUGUAUGCGAACGAGUGAAUCGGUGUGCCGGAAAUAAAAUUUCAAAUGUGUGCAAUACACCGUACAACAGAGAUCUCAGUGUGGCUUAACGUAACAAGAUAUUUUAAUCGUAAAUAUUGUGUGUAGCGAUGCGUACAGAUGCAGUUGUUGUAGCGGUUUUAUAAACUUAUACCCAGUUUUAUGCACAACGGAAUCUAAAAAUAAAUUCAGGAUGAUCUUGUUGAAUUCUAAGGGUGGAUA